GGAGAAUAAUGGAUUAUGCCAAAUUUUGAGUCUUUAUAUUUGCUUGUACGCUGUAUACCGGGGCGUAUUUUAGUGUUAUAUGCCACUGUUACCCACCGCGUAAACCCCACUCUCUUCAACCCCCACAAGCAGGCGGCGGAUCACCGGAAAAUGGGUUUCCGGCGAUCGCACUUAAUUAUUUUUCUUUUCCUCUUCCUCAUUUUGUUCCCGUCUAAUUCUUCCUCCUUUCACUUCCCCAAGAGACAUAAGCACAAAAUUGAUGGCCCCAUCAAAACGAUUGUAGUACUGGUAAUGGAAAAUCGCUCCUUUGAUCACAUGCUUGGAUGGUUGAAAAGCAGCCGUCCAGAUAUCGAUGGUCUUAGCGGAUCAGAAUUCAACCGGGUCAACGCCUCCGACUCCGGCUCUACUCCUGUAUACGUUUCAGACGACGCAUUUUUUAUUGCGUCGGACCCGGGUCACUCAAUUCAAGCUAUCCGGGAACAGAUAUUUGGGUCAAAGGACACGUCGGCAAACCCGGCGCCGAUGAACGGUUUUGUGCAGCAGGCAAAGGCUAUGGGGGUUGAUGGAAUGUCCAAAACCGUUAUGAGUGGGUUCAAACCAGAUCUGGUACCGGUUUAUACUGAGUUGGUGAACGAGUUCGCAGUCAUGGAUAGGUGGUUUGCCUCGGUGCCUGCUUCGACUCAGCCCAACCGUUUCUACGUCCACUCCGCCACCUCCCACGGCGCCUCAAGUAACGUUAGGAAAGAUCUUAUCCAUGGAUUUCCGCAAAAGACUAUUUUUGACUCAUUAGAUGAAAAUGAUCUAACUUUUGGGAUUUAUUAUCAAAAUAUACCUGCUACUCUUUUCUUCAAAAGCUUGAGAAAGCUCAAGCACAUAUUGAAAUUCCAUAGUUAUGCGUUAAAAUUCAAAUCGCACGCCAAGAGGGGGAAGCUCCCCAACUACGUUGUGAUCGAGCAACGGUACUUUGAUAUCAGUCUAUUCCCAGCAAACGAUGAUCAUCCAUCGCACGAUGUAGCACGAGGACAGAAGUUUGUGAAGGAGGUUUAUGAGACGCUUAGGGCGAGUCCACAGUGGAAGGAGAUGGCUCUUUUGAUCACUUAUGAUGAGCAUGGCGGGUUUUACGAUCAUGUGCCCACGCCGGUUUCUGGGGUUCCCAACCCCGACGGGAUAAUCGGACCUCCUCCCUACUAUUUCAACUUUGAGAGGCUUGGCGUGCGCGUACCCACUCUAUUGAUUUCUCCCUGGGUUGACAAGGGAACUGUGAUCCAUGAACCAAGUGGACCAACUCCGUCUUCUCAAUAUGAACACUCUUCAAUACCUGCAACUGUGAAGAAGCUUUUCAAUCUUAAAUCAAAUUUCUUGACUAAAAGAGAUGCAUGGGCCGGUACCUUUGAGAAGUACUUCAACUUGCGUGAUACUCCACGUGAUGACUGUCCAGAGAAGCUCCCGGAGGUUAAGACAUCAUUAAGGCUAGGGGGACCAAAGGAAGAUGAGAAACUAAGCGAAUUUCAAAUUGAACUGAUUCAACUUGCAUCACAGCUCAAUGGUGACCAUGUCCUCAACUCCUAUCCUCAUAUCGGGAAAAUGAUGACAGUGAGGGAGGCCAAUCGCUAUGCCGAGGAUGCGGUUGAAAGGUUCUUGGAAGCUGGAAGGACAGCUUUGAUGGCUGGAGCAAACGAGUCUGCUAUUGUUACCAUGAGACCCUCCCUUUCUACACGAACCUCAGGAGAUGAGCCAAGCGGCAAAUAUGAAGCCUACUGAUAUAUUUCUAUUAUUCGUGUACAUGAUUGUUGGACACUCAUUGUAUAUGUACGUAUGCUGUUUUAAUACACAAGGGUAAGGAACUAAAUGGAUUAUCAAGAAUAUAUAUGUAAUAGAUAUAUGCAUGUAAUCGAUUUAAACCCUCGACUUUGUUUUUAACUUUUUCUUUCAUUUCCA
Olea europaea var. sylvestris is the source of this 1938-nucleotide messenger RNA. RefSeq names its product non-specific phospholipase C1. The transcript is spliced from 3 exons. The record is from RefSeq and is a predicted model, not a curated record. Gene Ontology annotation, biological process: phospholipid catabolic process. The coding region runs from base 16 to 1761 and encodes 581 amino acids. Gene Ontology annotation, molecular function: hydrolase activity, acting on ester bonds. NCBI's taxonomy places the organism in Eukaryota, Viridiplantae, Streptophyta, Magnoliopsida, Lamiales, Oleaceae.